AUGUACAAGACAAAUGUCGUGGGGACCUUGAACAUGCUUGGAUUGGCAAAGAGGGUCGGGGCCCGGUUCUUGUUGACUAGUACCAGUGAGGUGUAUGGUGAUCCUCUUGAGCAUCCACAGAAGGAGAGCUACUGGGGCCAUGUCAAUCCCAUAGGUGUUAGGAGCUGUUAUGAUGAGGGGAAGAGAACAGCUGAAACUCUUACCAUGGAUUACCACCGUGGUGCUGGUGUUGAGGUGAGAAUUGCACGCAUAUUUAACACAUAUGGCCCUCGUAUGUGUUUAGAUGAUGGCCGAGUUGUUAGCAACUUUGUUACACAGGCUUUGCAGAAACAACCAAUGACAGUUUAUGGUGAUGGAAAACAGACUCGAAGUUUUCAAUAUGUUUCAGAUCUGGUUGAUGGGUUGGUAACUCUAAUGGAAAGCGAACAUAUUGGACCUUUCAACUUGGGGAAUCCGGGAGAAUUUACAAUGCUGGAGCUUGCACAGGUGGUAAAAGAAACGAUCGACCCAGGUGCAUCUGUCGAGUUCAAACCCAACACUGCAGAUGAUCCACAUAUGAGAAAACCUGACAUUUCUAAGGCCAAAUCUCUUCUCAAUUGGGAGCCCAAAGUUUCACUAAAACAAGGCCUGCCGCGUAUGGUCUCGGACUUCCAGAAGCGCAUCAUGGAUGAGAAUUGA
Messenger RNA from Miscanthus lutarioriparius, 678 nucleotides. The record is from the annotation of a GenBank genome assembly. Lineage: Eukaryota; Viridiplantae; Streptophyta; Magnoliopsida; Poales; Poaceae.